Macrobrachium nipponense is the source of this 2959-nucleotide messenger RNA. Its product is annotated as transforming growth factor-beta-induced protein ig-h3-like. Bases 399 to 2390 code for a protein of 663 amino acids. The record is from RefSeq and is a predicted model, not a curated record. Lineage: Eukaryota; Metazoa; Arthropoda; Malacostraca; Decapoda; Palaemonidae. The transcript is spliced from 13 exons.
GUGAGUGAGUGACGCCGAGAUUCAGUCGGUAGUGACUGGUUGUGUGGGAGAGACUGAGAUGUACUCCAACCAGUCUUCAGAGGUCCAGCUGAAGUUUCGCUCUGGUUUUUGUUGUCAUAUUGAUGGUGAAAAUAACCACUUUUGUUAGUCUAGCGAUUUCCACGCUUGAUGUUUACGAAGUUUAACUUCAGUGAGGCUUAUUAUACUUCUGUUCUUCAAAGACUUUAUGUGGAAAUUGGUUUCUAAAAAUGGUGUGACUUUAUUAAUGAAGUGGAGCAAAAACAAUAGUUACGAAACUCAGAGGUCCUUCCCAACACAAGCGGCACGAUGAAAUAAACAAUCAUUAGGCCUACACUGCCGUCCGUCCCUUGCCCUUGGAAUUCAAUUCGACAGCGAGGAUGGUCGUCAUAAUCCUCAUUUUGUACCUGGCUGCACCUCCCGUCAGGUCGCAGUUGGCUAUGGACGCAAGAAUAUAUCAACUGUCUCCCAGGGGCGGCUAUCGCUUCAACAACAACCCCAGCCAAGUUUAUGUCCCUGGACGAGACGUUUGCAUAGUGGAAGAAGUUCCCGCCCUCAAUAUGACUUUCCCGCUGCCCUGGACCCACGGCACUUUCUGCUCUCAUAAGACGUAUCUGCAACAUCAGUGCUGCGAAGGCUUUGGAUCGGCUCCCCUAGAGUUCGGAUGUCCAGUAGUGGAAAAAGUGGUAGACGUCAUGACCGCCAUGAGAAAGAUGCCAAACGUUGAAAAGUUCUCCCAACUGAUGAGUCUUCAUUCCAUGGACCGGAGGCACUUGGACCGCUUCUUCGAGACACCGCCAGACGCCCUCACGCUCCUCGUCCCUCUGGAUGAGGGUUUCAGAGAGGCCGACAACUUCACUGCAUCGGAAUUGCGUCGGGUGGUUGAGAUUCUCCGUGGGCACACAUCCCCCCUUUUGCUGUACCACAUGCUGCCCCGCAGGUGGUACCUGCACCACCUGUACCACAACCAGCAGCUGAGGACCCUCUAUCGGGAUACCAGCGUCACGGUGACCAAACUCAGUAAUAAGAUGGUGCUGUUCAACUGCGUUCCUGUGCAGCGCGUGGACAUCCACGCAAGAGACGGAGUGCUGCAUGUGCUGCAGAGACCCCUCCCUCCCUCCUACGUCCUGUCUCUGGUCGAUCUUAUCUCCAUGGACCCGGACCUCACCAUGUUUUUCACUGUACUUGGUUAUGCAGACCUCUUAGGGUGGCUGAGGUCAGUAGAUUCUAUUACAGUGAUGGCUCCUACGAACGCUGCUUUCAAGAGGCUUCCUCUGCGGUUUUUGGAUUCCAUCACUUACGAUGUUAAGUAUUUCCCCGCCCUGCAAGCUCUCUCACGCAACCAUCUGAUGGAGGGCGUCGAGUGCUCCCUUGGCCUUCGGGCAAAGGUGAGGGUGAAGACACUAGAGGGCAUCACUCUCCCCGUUGCCUGCUCCUCUUCUUUCAACCUAAGUUUGAACUCAGCCCUCGUCACCAAACCCGAUGUUGUGACUUCCAAUGGAGUUCUUCACUACAUUGACAAAGUUAUGAUUCCCCCGAGAGCCAUGAGCCUUGUCCAAGUGACGCGACGAGCAGGCGCCACAAAAUUCAUUGAACUGGUGAAGGAGGUGGGUCUCUUUGAUGACUUGGUGUCCUUCGGUCCUUACACUGUCUUUGCUCCCUCCAAUGAAGCCUUCAAGAAACUCAACGCAUCCUUCUUGAGCAACAAGGAUGCCCUGAGGAACCUCGUCAUGUACCACUUAGCGGUGGGCUCUCACGCCAGUUUCACUCUACUCGAUAACCAGGUGCUGCCGACCCUCCUCCAGGACACCUUCCUCAGAUUGAAGGUUCAUGCUCGGGUGAUGAGCGCAGAGGACGGGGUCGUGACCAGUAGCGACCACGUAGCCUUCAACGGUUAUGUCCAUGUGGUCGACAGAGUACUCCACCCGCCCGUGUCCUCCAUCGCCAGGGUUCUGUCUAGAGACCCGAAUCUGCGGCGAUUCACGUCUCUCGUGACGCAGUCCGGCAUUGCUCUAUGGCGGGAGCUGAGCCUGGAGAAGGGACCCUUCACGCUCUUCGCCGUCCCGGAUGACGACAUGGACCGCUGGGCAUCAGAUCUCUUCACUUACUACAGGAUAAUCAAUGACGAGAAGCUUCUCAACAGGAGUCUGAGCGCCCAUAUCCUCGACGACUUCGUGAUGCCGCGGGCAUUGGAGGAAGGCUCCCACUCCGUCUUGCGCCCAAGGCUAAAGCGACCGAGUCAUCAUCGCUACCCGCUGCGCCUGACGGUCUCUGAAGGGCGUCUGUCUCUCCGACAUGCCUCCAUCAGCAAGAACUUCGUCUUGUGCACCAACGGCAUCAUCCUCUUCAUCGACACCUUGCUCCUUCCCUGACCGCCUUUUGUUUUGUACCGAAUUUUCGUGCGAGCGUGUCUUGCGCCGCCUUUUAAGACACUAAUAGCCUGUAUAAAAUAUUUUUCCCUAAGUUGCGAUGAUUGUAUUUUGAUAGAAAGUCUGACGGAAGAUGAUGAGACGCCGGAAAACACGCUCGUUUAGGAACGAGAUCUCAGUCAAGAUCCUUUUUAGUCAAAAGGUGUGUUUUAAAAGGAUUGGAACUGAUUAUAUCGAUUCUUUUCGGUUUUUUCUAUCGUCUAUUGCUCAAGAAUUGUAGGUACAAUAUCGGACGGGAACAGAAUUUCAUUUCUACACAAACAAACAAGUGUUGUUAGCUAUCAAGCCUAAAAUUUACUCAGAUGCUUAGAUUUCAUCUAUCCUGUCUCGACGAAUUUCUAAGAAUUUACACUGAGGAAGUGAAAGAAUACUGACAGUGUAUCUACCUACUGUCAAUAGUCUUCCACUUUCGCCGUGUAAAUUUUUAUAAAGUCAUGGAGAGGAUAUUGAAUCCUGUAAUUCAAAGUAACCGAUGUUUCCUAAGCUUAAAAUUUUGGAGAUAUAUAUAUAUA